Molecule: messenger RNA, 2521 nt
Organism: Exophiala xenobiotica
Lineage: Eukaryota; Fungi; Ascomycota; Eurotiomycetes; Chaetothyriales; Herpotrichiellaceae
Exons: 1
Coding region: 87-2447 (786 amino acids)
Biological process (GO): wybutosine biosynthetic process
Molecular function (GO): 4 iron, 4 sulfur cluster binding; catalytic activity; FMN binding
Source: RefSeq, a predicted model, not a curated record
AGACAGAGGCUGCCGAGCAGCCUCGCUCGCCUCGUUGCCCGCACCCCACUUCUCGAAUAACAAAUUUUGAAAACUGCAUUUGUAGCAUGAGCAGGAACGGCAGGAAGACAAUGGAUUUAGGAGAAGGCGGGGCGGCACCGGUCGUCUUAGCAGACUGGCUAGACAGAUUGCUGACCUCGUGGCACAACCAUAGGGUUGUGAUCUGGACGGCUUUUGGGCUGGCUUUCGUGUUCGUCUGGUUGCAGCGCAGGCGCAUCCGCACACUGCAAACACGCGGCUCCUCGCCUGGCCUGGAGAAAGCGAACUGGCUCGAGGGGAAAGACAAGGAGCAGUUGGCGACAACGAACAAGAAGUCUCCUUCAAGCACCGAGCGUCAACCUACAGCCGUUGCAAGUCGAAAACCUCGAUCUUCUACACCUCGGGUGGUGGCUGGCCGCAAACCGAAUCCAAGAGGAGGAUUGGGAGUUCCAAGACAACCAGAACCUGCUUGCAUACAACCUUUGGUCUUCUUCACAUCGCUGACAGGAACCACCGAACGUCUGUCGAAGACUGUGCUCACCAGACUUGAGAGUCUCUCGGCAUUGCAGCCCGCUGUUCUCAAGCCUCAAGUACAUGACCUUUCGUACAUUGACCUCGACGACUUCUUCAUUUCCGGUCCCAAGACCUCCGAUUCUCGUCCAGACGUCCGAUAUGUCUACGUCCUCCUCAUACCGUCCUACGACAUCGAUACGAUCUUGAAUACCUUCCUUGCCCACCUUGACGAAACUCACAAUGAUUUCCGCAUUGACACGGCUUCUCUUUCGGCCUUGGCUGGAUACGCCGUGUUUGGAGUUGGUGACAAGCAAGGCUGGCCUACUGAAGAGAUGGGCUUUUGCUCACAGGCGGUUGAAGUGGAUAAAUGGAUGGCCAAGCUGACUGGGAGGAAGCGAGCAUACCCACUAGGCCUUGGUGACGUGAAGAACAAUGUGGCCCAGGCACUACAAGACUGGGUCUCCGGAGUAUGUGCCAUGCUCGAAGAGCUCAGCCUCAAUGGUGGACUGGGUGAAGGGGUUUCCGGAAGUGGCGAUGCCGUAGAGAGUGCCGAUGAGGAGGAACUGGAAGAUGACGAGAUUGACUUCCCCGACUCUGGUCGGAACAAGAGAAGGAAACUUGCAAGCGCAGCAGAUGUCGAGGAUGUCGGCGGAAAAGGUGCUCCAAUGGCGGUUGACUUCACCACAUACUCUGCUCCCUCCACAGCGCCGGUGCUGCUGAAAGCCAUGGUGCCCCAAGAAUCACCCACACACGCAGCCUUGACAAAGCAAGGCUACACAAUCGUUGGCAGUCAUUCGGGAGUCAAGAUUUGUCGAUGGACCAAAUCUGCUCUCCGUGGCCGUGGUUCGUGCUACAAGAACUCAUUCUACGGAAUUGCUUCCCAUCUGUGCAUGGAAACCACUCCAUCCUUGUCAUGCAGCAACAAAUGCGUUUUUUGCUGGCGCCACGGCACAAACCCGGUCUCCACGACCUGGAGGUGGCAAGUGGACGACCCGCAGAUGAUUUUCGACGGUGCCAAAGCAGGCCAUUACAAGAAGAUCAAGAUGAUGCGUGGUGUUCCUGGCGUGCGCAGCGAACGAUUCGAAGAAGCAAUGCGCAUCCGGCAUUGCGCGUUGAGCCUGGUUGGCGAACCUAUCUUCUAUCCUCGAAUCAACGAGUUUGUCGGCCUGCUACACAAUGAGCACAUCUCGAGUUUUCUUGUCUGCAACGCACAGCAUCCACAGCAGCUCCGCGACCUUAGGAGGGUCACUCAGCUUUAUGUGAGUAUCGAUGCGAGCAAUAGAGACAGUCUACGCAGGAUCGACCGACCUUUGCAUCGAGACUUCUGGGAACGAUUCCAGUCUUGUCUCGACAUCCUUCGCGAGAAACGGUUCGUCCAAAGAACAGUCUACCGUCUCACCUUGGUCAAGGGAUUCAACAUCGAGGACGAAGUUGAAGGAUAUGCCGGUCUUGUUGAGAAGGGCUUGCCAUGCUUUAUCGAGAUCAAAGCUGCCACGUAUUGUGGGACUUCUACAUCCACAAAUGUAGGCUUGACGAUGCAGAAUGUCCCUUUCUAUGCGGAAGUGGUUACGUUUGUGGAGGCGUUGAACAAGGCUCUUGCGAAACGAGGGCUGGACUACGGCAUUGCAGCCGAACAUGCGCACAGUUGCUGCGUUUUGCUUGCAAGCAAGCGCUUCUUCAUCAACGGAAAGUGGCAUACGAUCAUCGAUUAUGACAAGUUUUUCAAGCUUCUGGAUGAAGGCGUGGAUUUUGCACCGGAGGAUUAUUGCAUGGAGACACCGGAGUGGGCGCUCUGGGGGAAUGGCGGGUUCGAUCCGAGAGAUGAACGAGUUGAUAGGAAGGGACGGCCGAAGGCGACGAAAGAGAAAGAGGUUGCUGUGAAGAUGGCAGAUGAGAGUGGCAAGUUGGAAUUUUGAUCGAUUGCGUGCAACGAUAGUGUGAGAGUAGUCGUAUGAAGAUUUUUACAGCUACAGGCUGCAUUAUUAUUUUC